UCUUCUCUGGGCUGAAAAUACUUUUUCUGGCACUUUUUUCAUCGCCCACGCAAAUCACGUGGCACUCUUCAGCCGAAAACGCAUCCUUUACCCAGUUCACACAGUCGUCGGCUGCCCAUGCUUUUCUUGCCCAGAGUGCUUCUGACUUCCAGCUGUUAGAAACGGUCCUUCUCCUUCCCAUUGGGCGUAACAAUUGCCAAAAAUAAACCACCAAGACAGUCCCUAAAAGGCCGCUCGUACCGCCUCAAGACCUAUGGUCUGCUAUCCUGACUUUGCUUUUCGGACCGUCAGCUUAUGGCAACUCGUCGCGCCACCACGCAUACCUUGCCUCCCGAGCUGGGGUAAUCUCCGCAGAAACUUGGGAUUGGGUCGCUUAUUACCGUGCCAGCUGUCGUUUUUGCGCACCGGCUAAUUCACGCGUGGAAAGAGGGAACAGGAACCUUCUACAAUGGGGGCCGUGUAGAUGUCCCACCCGAUCGGGGAGAUGUAACUUUGCAGCUCCACAAAUGCAGCGACGACUCACAUAUCCACGUUUGAUACCUCGCUCUGUUGAUGCCCCCACGCUCCAUCAGGCUUAACUUCAAACGAUCCCACAACCUGUGCGUGGUGUGGUACCCAACAUUCAGUUGCUGGCCGCAUAACUUGUCCGCGGCGUGGAUCUAGACUAGAAAGUCAUGCUGGAGCAUUCUCAUGCUUGAUCUUCAUCACACCGCAGGGAGUGUAUGCGGAGACAAGUCGCAGGUCAUUUAUCACUUGUCAGCCUUUGAAGGUGAAUUCCGCGUAUCGACGAGCGCCGCCACCACUGAGCAUUUGGCUGAGCUAGCCUUAAAUGGACCAUGGGACCAGCCAAAGCACGUCUUUGCCCCAACAACACGGCUCGUGGCAAAGCAGAACAAGGCACAUCCUUAAUGGGUCUCGGGGGCUGCAUCGCCUAAUAUCAAAUAGGGGUAAUGGAAGGGUGUUUGCUCCCCCAAGCGCAACCUCGCUGCUGUUGGCAGGAAAGGCGCGUCUGUGGAAAACGCGCGGGGGUCUCCACACUGCGGGCGGGAGUGACGCCGCCGGACCCGCAGCGGUCCCAGGUGGAAAUAUUCUCGACCUUCUCAUAUCACGACCCAUCAUUCUGGUUCUCCUAGCCGCGCGUACGCGCUGGCCUGCCACCCAGGAACAGCCACGUAACCCAGGCGUGUGA
Molecule: messenger RNA, 1189 nt
Organism: Gaeumannomyces tritici R3-111a-1
Lineage: Eukaryota; Fungi; Ascomycota; Sordariomycetes; Magnaporthales; Magnaporthaceae
Exons: 4
Coding region: 830-1189 (119 amino acids)
Source: RefSeq, a predicted model, not a curated record